Molecule: messenger RNA, 339 nt
Organism: Manihot esculenta (cassava)
Lineage: Eukaryota; Viridiplantae; Streptophyta; Magnoliopsida; Malpighiales; Euphorbiaceae
Exons: 1
Coding region: 1-339 (112 amino acids)
Source: RefSeq, a predicted model, not a curated record
AUGGGUGUUGAUUUAGUUUCAAGACUUUCUGGUUAUGGGGAUAUCUUGUCUGUUUGGAGCAAAGAGCUUCGACAAUUGCACAAAGCUGAGAUGGAUCAGUGUCUUGCUACCAUGGGUAAUUUGCAAGAUUCUCGAGAUGCAGGUGACAUGCUUUCUUUCCUUGCUGCCAAAAAUCGAUUCCAUGAGCUUCUGUCACUUCGUGAACUUUACUGGAAACAAAGAGCUAAGGAAUUUUGGCUUGUUAAUGCUGAUCGCAAUAUCCAUUUUUUCCAUCAUGUAGCUUCUAUCCGUAAUAAAAAGAAUAGAAUUGGUUCCUUGAAAAAUGAUCAGGGAGUCUAA